AUGUUUCCGGGUGGUUUUCUUUUUAUUCUCUUGAAUCUCUAUUCCGAUGUAGGUGGUAAUAAUGUCAAUGAACACUUGGAGAUGGGCCGGAGUUUUUUGAUGAGAGGACAGUUACAGGAUGCUUUGACACAUUGUCAUGCUGCUGUAGAUGGAGAUCCAAAUAAUUAUAGAACAUACUAUCAAAGAGGAAUCGCGUAUCUCGCGUUAGAAAAACCAAAAGUUGCGUUACAAGACUUUGAUAAAGUUCUGGAGCUAAAGCCAGAUUUUAUUGCUGCCAGGUUUCAACGAGCUAGUGUUCUUUUUAAGCUGGGACAGUUUGAUAAAGCUCGUCAGGAUUAUCAAGUAGUGCUGGAAGUAGAGCCGACAAACGAUGAAGCUCUAAAGUAUUAUUACCUCAUAGAUGAAGUGCGUGAUAUAAUAGAUCAUGCGAAAUCCCAAGUAACCAGCGGUCGCUACUACAAAGCCGUGGAACUCAUCACCUCAGCAAUUGAAUCGUGUCCUUGGAAUGCUGAGUUACGUGAACUACGUGCUGAGUGUCAUGUGGCUAACAAAGAUUACAUGAACGCCGUAGCUGAUUUUCACUCGGCAGCCAAACUGUUGUCCGAUAACACUGAAGGGUUGUUAAAAUUAUCAAAGUUUCUUUAUCGGCUCGGCCAUGUUAGCGAAUCAUUGAAUGAGAUUCGUAGCUGUUUGAAACGUGAUCCAGAACACAAGGAAUGUUUUAAGUUCUACAAGAAAAUAAAGGACGUAGCUAAAAAUCUCGAAGAAGCUUCACUGGCUGAAGAGUCACGCGAUCAUCCAAAGUGUGUGAAAACAGCGCUAAAAGCCCUCAAGCUCGAGUCCAAUGUAGAGGAUGUUAAAUUGAAAAUUUAUCAAUUACUGUGUAGCUGUAUGUCGCACACAGAUCCUAAUUCGGCUGUCGAAUAUUGUCGGGAAGCUUUGAAAUUACAUAAAGAUCAAAUUUCGCUGUAUGAUAGAGCUGAAGCUUCGCUAACAGCUCUGGCUUCUCGAGAACAAACCAACUCCAGAACUUUCAUGUACUGGUCCGCUAAAUCUCUGCUCGCUCGACAACCAAGCGCGGCUCCUGAUAGCCUGGGUGGUAGUGAUGUCGACAAGCACUUGGAGAUGGGCCGAAGUUUUUUGAUGAGAGGACAGUUACAGGAUGCUUUGACACAUUGUCAUGCUGCUGUAGAUGGAGAUCCAAAUAAUUAUAGAACAUACUAUCAAAGAGGAAUCGCGUAUCUCGCGUUAGAAAAACCAAAGUUUGCGUUACAAGACUUUGACAAAGUUCUGGACCUUAAGCCAGAUUUUAUUGCUGCCAGGUUUCAACGAGCUAGUGUUCUCUUCAAGCAGGGACAAUUUGAAAAAGCUCGUCAGGAUUAUCAAGUAGUGCUGGAAGUAGAGCCGACAAACGAUGAAGCUCUAAAGUAUUAUUACCUCAUAGAUGAAGUGCGUGAUACAAUAGAUCAUGCGAAAUCCCAAGUAACCAGCGGUCGCUACUACAAAGCCGUGGAACUCAUCACCUCAGCAAUUGAAUCGUGUCCUUGGAAUGCUGAGUUACGUGAACUACGUGCUGAGUGUCAUGUGGCUAACAAAGAUUACAUGAACGCCGUAACUGAUUUUCACUCGGCAGCCAAACUGUUGUCCGAUAACACUGAAGGGUUGUUAAAAUUAUCAAAGUUUCUUUAUCGGCUCGGCCAUCUGGAAGUAGAGCCGACAAACGAUGAAGCUCUAAAGUAUUAUUACCUCAUAGAUGAAGUGCGUGAUACAAUAGAUCAUGCGAAAUCCCAAGUAACCAGCGGUCGCUGCUAUGAAGCCGUGAAACUAAUCACCUCAACAAUAGAAUCGUGUCCUUGGAAUGCUGAGUUACGUGAACUACGUGCUGAGUGUCAUGUGGCUAACAAAGAUUACAUGAACGCCGUAACUGAUUUUCACUCGGCAGCCAAACUGUUGUCCGAUAACACUGAAGGGUUGUUAAAAUUAUCAAAGUUUCUUUAUCGGCUCGGCCAUGUUAGCGAAUCAUUGAAUGAGAUUCGUAGCUGUUUGAAACGUGAUCCAGAACACAAGGAAUGUUUCAAGUUCUACAAGAAAAUAAAGGACGUAGCUAAAAAUCUCGAAGAAGCUUCACUGGCUGAAGAGUCACGCGAUCAUCCAAAGUGUGUGAAAACAGCACUAAAAGCUCUCAAGCUCGAGUCUGAUGUAGAGAACGUUAAAUUGAAAAUUUAUCAAUUAUUGUGUAAAUGUAUGCCGCACACAGAUCCUAAUUCGGCUGUCGAAUAUUGUCAGGAAGCUUUGAAGUUACACAAAGAUCAAAAUUCGCUGUGUGAUAGAGCUGAAGCUUACCUUGCUGCUGAGAUGUAUGAUGAUGCCAUAAUAGAUUUAAAACAAGCUCUAGAAAUAGACCCGAACUUCCAACGAGCCAAGGAAUUGCUGCAAACAGCCCAGCAGCGUCAGAAGAUGUCCGAGUCUCGGGAUUAUUACAAAAUCCUGGGAGUUAAUCGGAAUGCGCCGAAGAAAGAGAUCAUAAAGGCAUACCGUAAAGCAGCACAGACGUGGCACCCGGACAAUUUCCAGGAUGGCGAAGAAAAGAAGCGCGCGGAGAAAAAGUUCAUUGACAUUGCUGCCGCUAAAGAAGUGCUGACGGAUCCAGAGAAACGGGCGAAAUUCGACCGCGGAGAAGAUCCUCUAGACCCUGAGUCUGGAAGGCAUCCUUCUAACUUCAAUCCCUUCCAAGAGUUCCACCAGUUCCACGGCUCGCCCUUCCAGUUCAAAUUCCACUUCAACUAA
This is a messenger RNA of Cotesia congregata, 2787 nucleotides long. The record is from the annotation of a GenBank genome assembly. NCBI's taxonomy places the organism in Eukaryota, Metazoa, Arthropoda, Insecta, Hymenoptera, Braconidae.